UUGUACACUUGUGUUAGACCCAAAGCAAGAAAAGCUCCUCCGGAAGUUUAUAAGUAGCGAUAACCAGUACUUAUUAAAAGAUGCAGCCCCCCCUGUUUGGAGAGUGUUUAAUAUCAACGAAGAUAAUCAAUCCAGAAAGUAUGGACUAUCUAGCACUUCGUGGCCAGCUAAAGACACGUUUUCCCUGAACCUUGAUUGGGAAGAAAGUGAACUGAUGGAGUUACUAGAUGUCUUAAAGAAGUUCAGCAAAAUCAUACUCAAUGUGGAAAACAUCAACAUAUCGAAUCCUCGCGGCCCUGCUGGUUUAUUAGUCCUAGCCCAGCUCUUAACACUGUUCGAAACCCCAAAGUUGAGUGCUACGAAGAAACCUUUUGGGGUUCUUAUCUCUUUGCCGGAUAUAACUUGCUCUUCUUUGGAGUCAUCAUUCACUGAUGUCAAGAAACGAGAGCAGUUCCGAAACCAAAUCGAGAAGAUCGAAGAGUCGCGAUACAUUAUCCGCAUGGAUAUUUAUGGACUCACAUCAAAUGCGCAGAAAUUCAUUUGGCCACUAGUAACCCAUUUCCCAACCAAAUUUAUAGGUCUAUUCUACCCCAAUAUGAGCAAAAUAGACUUUCUUAACGAUGUCAACUGGAUAGACAAAUUCAUCCUCAUGUUAUGCCUAGACUACCAAAAGGACCUUAUUGUUAGUUUAGGAGCCAGGACCGCGAAAGGCAAAGAUCUCCCAACUUGUGAUUGCCUAGAUAUUAAUACUGACCUUUCAGACCAAGACCAACCGUCUAGCAGUUGUCUAAAGGUUUAUGUUAUAGGCCUUACUGAAUACCUUCAACCCAAUUCUUUUGAUAAGGAUGACAAGCUCUUAGACACUUCAUUAGAGGUGUCCGAUGACAUUUUAGUAUUUCCAUGGCCAUGA
Nematocida homosporus is the source of this 910-nucleotide messenger RNA. RefSeq lists its product as uncharacterized. The record is from RefSeq and is a predicted model, not a curated record. Lineage: Eukaryota; Fungi; Microsporidia. The transcript has a single exon. The annotation marks the transcript as partial.